Messenger RNA from Antechinus flavipes (yellow-footed antechinus), 3664 nucleotides. It is a transcript of the gene NFE2, whose product is annotated as nuclear factor, erythroid 2. Gene Ontology annotation, cellular component: nucleus. The transcript has 4 exons. Gene Ontology annotation, molecular function: RNA polymerase II cis-regulatory region sequence-specific DNA binding; DNA-binding transcription factor activity, RNA polymerase II-specific. The coding region runs from base 619 to 1746 and encodes 375 amino acids. Gene Ontology annotation, biological process: regulation of transcription by RNA polymerase II. Lineage: Eukaryota; Metazoa; Chordata; Mammalia; Dasyuromorphia; Dasyuridae. The record is from RefSeq and is a predicted model, not a curated record.
CAGGAGGAGAGGAGGGCCCCGGGAGAAAGGGGAGGUUGGGAGGAGGGACCGAUAGCCCAUAGCCUGGGGGCUUUAGAGAGGAGGUUUCAGCUGCCUCCGGAUCUACUGCCUGAGCCCUUGAACUCAGUCCCUGGAUAUGCUACAAGGAACGGAUCUCCAUCUUUCCUCCCAGUGACAUCAGUGUGGUCUGCCUCAUCUCUCUGCCUUCUCAGAAACAGAAAUACCAAGAGAAACAUCUCUCCUCCCUCUCUCCACUGCCUGGACACUAUUACAGGACUCCAAGAUCUUUCUGUAAGUGUUUAGAGAUUCCAUCAAGAAUAUACAGAGCAGAACUAAGAAGAGGCAGCGGUAGCCUGAGGGAAAAGAUGUUUCCAUCCUUAGAAAUCUCUAUAUUCUGUUGGGUAUAUUCAACUUCCAUUUGUAUGGGCUAAGAAAGAGAUCAUUCAACAUGAAGGCAGGAAGAUGGAGAAAAUAGCCCUAGCAGAAGCUGUAUGCACUACUGAAUGACCACCUGGAAAAGUAUCAAGAGACAGGGAGAUUUCCCUCAGAAGACCUUCCUCAGGUUGCUUGGGUGACCUUGGCCCCAGGGGAGCCUUUCCUGGCUCCUGGCCUGGUAGGAUGCCCCCGUGUCCUCCACAGCAGAGCAGGAACCGGGCUUCGCUACUCACUGCCCCAGAACUGGGAGAGAUGGAGCUGACUUGGCAAGAAAUUAUGUCUAUCACAGAGCUGCAGGGCCUUGAUAUGCAAAAUGAGCCAACCUUUGAGUCCCCAGUGCCAUAUCCUGGGCCUGCACCUCCCCCUGCUUAUGGACCUUGCCCAAUUCUCCCCGACACUGGCAGCCACCUCACCUCACCCUAUGAGGGUCUCUACCAGGACUUCCCCCCACCUUCAGCUCUAGUUCCAGACUCUCCUUAUGCAUAUGGCAGCUUGGCCCUUCCUGUUUCCAAACCCAUGACUCUCUCAGGACUCCUCAGCGACCCUCUCCCCAAGUCCCUGUCCCUGCUGGACAUGGGGCUGCCUGUGGGACCCACCAAACCUCAAGAAGAUCCUGAAUCUGACUCUGGUUUAUCCCUCAACUACAGUGAUGCAGAAUCUCUAGAGAUGGAGGGAAUAGAGGCUGGGAGACAGAGGGGAGAAUAUAUAGAGAUGUUCCCAGUUGAGCACCCCUACCCGCUCAUGCCUACCUCUCUCGUCCACUCCAACUAUCCUCUGCCACCUCCUGAGACUCACUUGACUUUUGAACCCACGAUGUGCCCUGGAAGGGCCAAACCCUCCGGGAGAGGGGAGUCGGGAAGCAGGGAUGAGCGCAGGGCUUUGGCCAUGAAAAUCCCCUUUCCCACUGAGAAAAUUGUCAACUUACCUGUGGAUGAUUUUAAUGAGUUGGUGGCUAGGUAUCCGCUGAGUGAAAGCCAGCUGGCCUUAGUCCGGGACAUCCGACGGCGGGGCAAAAACAAGGUAGCUGCCCAGAACUGUCGAAAAAGGAAGCUGGAGACCAUUGUGCAGUUAGAACGGGAAUUGGAGAGGUUGGGCAACGAGCGGGAACGGCUGCUCAGGGCCCGAGGGGAGGCCAACCGGACUCUGGGGGCCAUGCGCCAGCAACUGGCAGAGCUCUAUCGAGAUGUCUUCCGGAGACUGCGUGAUGAAGCUGGAAAUGGCUACUCCCCAGAAGAGUAUGCCUUGCAACAGGCUGCUGAUGGUGCCAUCUUCUUGGUGCCCAGGGGAGUCAAGAUGGAGACUUCAGACUGAAUGGGGGAAAUUAGGAGGGAAAAGAAAUUGGAGGUCGCAUGCAUUUCCUUCUUCCCCCUUCUUAGAUGGGUGCUUCUCAAACGUGGUCCUUCCAGACAGAGGUUGGAGAAUUGAAUUGAUUUGGAAGGUUCGGGAAGGACAUCUCUGGGGAAGUGAAGGGUACAACCUGGAAUGCCGUGGUGGUAACUCCAGGAGAGCCUGGUUUGGGGUAUAUAGGAGGUCUGGAAGCUGUUUGCUCCCUUUCUAAUCGUCCCCCUCACUUCAAUUCCCCAGACAGGUCCCUGCAUCGCCAAGGACUCAAAUUAAGCUUUGAAAGAUAAAGCAUGAUAAAAAAAAAAAAAACAAAAAAAAACUUGGUCUUCUUUCACUUUUAUAAUUUGGACAGUGCGGGGCAGCAAUUGAGACUGCUCAUAGGCAUUGUGGGGAGGGGAGAAGGAUAUGGGGGAGUGUUUAGGGGAUGAAUGGAGAACAUACUGGUUGGAUUCUGAGGAAUAGGUCGAAUCUAGUGCCCAAUAACAGGAAGACAAGGUUCUGGAGAUUUAAUGUCUAGCAGUUAUCUUCCCUGUCCCUUCUAGACCAGGAGAUCCUAUUGGUACAGGGGACUGCAGUUGGUACAACUUCCUCCAUCCCCCCACUUCCCAGGAACAUUUCUCCCUUAGAGAACAGAUGAAUUUUUCAAAGCUUAGGGUUGGGGAGUGGGGGGGAGAGGUCAGGGAGAUGGGAAAAACGGCAUUAACAUAUGCUAACUUUCCUUAUCCACAAAAGUCCAUAAACCUGUAUUCUAAUGAAAUCAGUCCAGGGCCAAGCUGUAAUAGAAAGCCCAAAAAUCUAAUAGGCAAGUUUUAAGUUAGACCUCACCAUGAAUACUGAUCCUUCCUAAAAGAGGAGUGAUAAAAUUCUCAUCAUUUGUGAUGAGCUUGCUCAAUCUGUUCUGCCUAGAAGAAAUGACUGCUCCCUGAAUUCAGACACUAUUUGACUCACACAAAUUAAGAAUUUCAGGAGAGGAAGCUAGUCUAGGACUAUCUCAUGUUCCAAAGAUAUAGGUCAUCCAACUGCACUGUUUAUAAUACAGAGACGACUGUACACAAAUAUGAGAGAGGAAAAGAUUUGUUGUCAGAAUGGAAACUCUACCAAAAAAGCUGGUGGGUAUUAGAGGUAACACAUUAGUGUAGAAAUGCCAUUUAAUAGAAUGGACAAACUAUUAGAUGAGGUAGAGCUGUGUAAAGUGCAAUGAGAAGGGGGAACAAAAGUUGUUCAAAGAAUUUAAGUAUGCACUCCUCCCAUUUCCAAAAGGACUUCAAUAGGAACAAUUAGACAAAACCAUUCAAUCCUUGAAUAGGAGGAUCAAGUUGUUUAAAAAAAUUUUUUUUGACGAAAGCUAGACCAUUCAUAAUCUUGAAACCUCAUCUUUCCUUUUCUCCAUCCUAAAAAUAUCUCUAAGCAACUUGUUUUAGGAUUGAUCAUUACAGCUCAAGAAAUUCUAGGUCCUUCUUAAAUCCACAUCACUGCAUCUUACCCUAUUUCCUUUUUAAAGGAUUGGUUCAGAUGGUGCUCCAUACCAUUGAGUGGCUAUUUAAAGAGAAACUUCUAAUUUUGGUAGCCUCUAUUCCAUUGGUGGCUCCAGAGUGGAGACUUUUGGAGUUGUUGCACCUUGGCUGUAGGGAAUGGAGUCUUGAGUUUGAUUUCCAGCUUCCUGAAAUCUGAUGUUCAUUGAUUUAAAGGGCUAAUUAUUUACUAGGCUAGGAACUGGACCUGUGAUUUUAUUUGUAGAGGGAACUGCAAGAUAAAAGUACUUUUUACCUACCUGACUUUUAAGACCUGUUCUGUGGAUUUCUAGAAGCAAAAUAGCAAUUUAUUCAUGUACAAUAGAAAACUGAACAAGGUUUUAUAAUAAACAUGUAAAUAGCACUAUAUGCUA